This is a messenger RNA of Geodia barretti, 654 nucleotides long. The record is from the annotation of a GenBank genome assembly. NCBI's taxonomy places the organism in Eukaryota, Metazoa, Porifera, Demospongiae, Tetractinellida, Geodiidae.
AUGGUUGAACAGGCGGAAAGGCUCUGGACCUACGACGCAGUGGAAUCAGGACAAUACGGCGCGGAGACGACGGUGGAGAUAACUGAGGAAAACAUCUCCCGUUACGCCGAAGUCGCCCUCAACGACGACCCUCGCUAUCGCGGACCGGCGCCGACGUUGGCCAUGCCAACGAUGGUGCUCAGCUACGCCGUGCUGCUGCGGGAGGAGAUCGCGGAAGCCAAUGGUUUCGUUGGGUACGAGCAGUCACAGACCGCGCGAAAGCAGACUCCUUUCGCCAAGUGCGAAAUCCGCUGGCACCACCCCGUCCGCGUCGGGGACGUCAUCACCGGCAAGCGAGGGGUGCUGGAGAAGUACGAGCGCCGAGGCAGCCGGUUCGUCACCUUCCGCGUUGAGGGAAUCAAUCAGCACGGCAUAAAGGCCGUCGAGUACGACUACACCUGCAUCUUCGACUACGCCAAGGGACAGCGCGAAGUGCCCGCCAGUUCCACCCACGCCAACCCUCAACCCGCGGAGAGGAAAGACAGGGCAAAGGCGGCGGCUGGACUUCGAUUCAGCGGUGGAAGGGACGGCACUGGCCGAUCUGAACAUCACCGAGAGACAGGACGUCAUAAAUCGCCGCGGCGCCUUCCGUCUGGCGGGACGGCCGCCCAGUGA